AUGGACAUUUUCUACAACGUGGAAACGCAGGACGAUUUGAGUGAGAAUUUUAGCGUAACUGUCACGGUACUUAUCACGAGUUGCAAAUUUGUCAGCUUAGUCUUAGGGCGAAAAACUAUCAUAAAUAUACUGGGUCUACUGAAGAAGAAGCCGUUUGUGCCGGAGAACAAUGGGGAAGUAGAAAUUUACGCGAAAUACGACAAUCUAAUCGAAAGAAUCGCAAUGUUCUAUACAAUUCAAAACGCAUUCUGCGUGCUUUCUUUAAUAGUAGCGACAUUGAUGACUGAUUUCAAAUUUAAAAAAUUAGCGUUUCGCGCCUGGUUACCUUUCGAUUUCACUUCCUCGUGGUUUGCGUUUUCUAUGACAUUCAUUUACCAGUUCGUCGGUUCAAUGGUCAUUUCUGCCGGUAUCAGUAUUUUCGACACGUUGUUCGCCGGCCUGUUGCUUCAAAUCUGUUGUCAAUUCGAGAUACUGGUGAAUCGCCUGCACAAUAUCGGAGGAGAUGAAAUUCAAUCGUUAAAACACUGCGUUCGUCAUCAUAAUGCAAUAUACAGUAAUUGCAGAUUCGCCGAAAUUGUGAAUAAUUUGUUUAGCAAAAUGAUGUGCGUGCAAUUUAUGGUAAGCGCAGCCGCCAUAUGCUUCAACGUUUAUCGAGUAACAGAAUCAAACGCAGGUUCGCAAUUAAUAGGCUCGGUAUUGUUCAUUUUUUCCGCCUUACUUCAAACGUUUUACUUUUGUUGGUUCGGAGAUUUUCUCGUAACCCAAAAACCUGUCGACUUUUUAUCUCUGCAGAGCCUCGAUAUUCCUAAUAUGAUAUAUCAUAGCGAUUGGACAAAUUUGAGCAACGACGCUAAGAAGAUGCUUCUGAUAAUCAUGGCACGUUCAUUGACGCCUGUUGAGAUUACAAGCGCCUAUAUUUUACCAAUGAACUUGGAAUCCUUCAAGGGUGUCAGUAUCUAUGUAGAAAUACAUUAUAGCAGUGAGUGGAAAAUUAGAUUAAUGCGAAUACUCAAUAAAUUGAGUAAUUCGCAGUGUGAAACAGAUCUGAGCUUAAAAUACUAAGCGUAGCUAUUGUAUUUAUUUAUAUCAUUUUCGUUGGAUCCAAAGGUCCUACCUUUUGAAAUAGAUGGUCAUUGCUUGGUAAUUAGUUAACAGCAACACAAAUUUUAGCCACGUGUUGAAUUUAUACCUCAAAUAAAUGGAAAAUGAUACAAACUUGAAAAAUAUUACAAAGAAUUCUGAUGUGUUUAGAUUAAUAUGGCUCGUUGAAAUAAUUUAAUCAUACAAACUGACGUUCUUAGAAAGAUAUAGUUCGGACAACUGUCGCUUUCCAUGUUUCAUAUUUUCCAAUUUUUAUUCUUGAAAUAGUAGAUACGUAGGGAGAAGUACCGCAACGAUUCGUCAAAGUAAUCUUAAGUUAAU
Messenger RNA from Bombus terrestris (buff-tailed bumblebee), 1422 nucleotides. Its product is annotated as odorant receptor 46a. The transcript has 4 exons. Gene Ontology annotation, molecular function: olfactory receptor activity; odorant binding. Gene Ontology annotation, biological process: sensory perception of smell; detection of chemical stimulus involved in sensory perception of smell. Bases 1 to 1062 code for a protein of 353 amino acids. Gene Ontology annotation, cellular component: plasma membrane. The record is from RefSeq and is a predicted model, not a curated record. Lineage: Eukaryota; Metazoa; Arthropoda; Insecta; Hymenoptera; Apidae.